AUGCCAUACCAAGGCAAGCCAAAGAAACGUAUCAGAGGAUACCAAGGGGCAAACUUCGUGGACGGAUACGUUGAUAAAAGGCAAGCGAAAUCAGGUGGUUAUCCUCAAGCAAGGGGCCAGGCCGCCGACUACAAUCAUCAAAGCGGUUCUGGCAACGAGAAGAAGCUUGCAACUCAGUUCCCUCAGCCACCGCCUCAGCCACCGGUAACCCAGCAACCCGGUCUCAUCCAUCAAAGCAUCAACGGGCUUAACCAGUUGGUCCCUGAUGGAACAGCAACUACCGUCACAGACGAUGCCCAGUUGCCAAAGCCUUACAACCAGUCCGUUCAAGACCUGCCUACCGCAAACAACCUGAACCCCAAAAGGCUCUCCCCGCCUGAUGCCCAUCAACCACCCUUUCCACCCAGCCCAUCACCUGCUCUUCCAAGAUCUGGGCCCAGCCGGGCGCUUUCGAGCUAUUGGCACAGCACGCCGGCUGUCCGCCAGAGUUAUCUCCGCAAGUUUAACCAGCUGAUCUUUUCGAAUGCCGAAGACCUGGGCCCGCUGAUUGUGACGGAGAGCUGGAAGAGCUGGAAGGAUGCGCUGGGCGAGGUGAACUAUGCGGCAAGCCUUGUGGACUGGUUCGUCGAGGAGGCUCUUCGGACCGAAGGGAUCAUCGUCCCCAGCUCUACCCCUGCCGUCAGAAAUCUCGUCAUCAAACAGCCCAUCGGUGUCGUCGCUGCUCUAUGUCCCUGGAACUUCCCGGCGGCUAAUAUCACCCGCAAGGUUGCGCGCACUGCGUGCACAAUACGACCUCCAGCAAUGACACCUCAAGCGGCCCGGCUUCCUCGCCCGCCGCCCCCACCACUUGGGCUCCGACUCGGCGACCCAGACCGAGCCCCGCAACAGCAGCAGCGGGGCAAGGAGAAGCCGGGGCCGUCGUCCCGGACACGUUCCGUGCCCCUCCUCCCAGUGGUCGCCGGCUCCGCGACCAGUCCUAGCCUUGACAGACUCUGGGAGAUGUACGGGGCCCGGACGGUGGAGAUGGGGAUCCACGGGAAAGAGUGCUUAUUGCGCGCCAAGGAGUGUUUCAAGUGGGCAUGUGCGUGUCUCCCUGGAAACAGCAUAUUUUAUUGA
Messenger RNA from Puccinia triticina, 1116 nucleotides. RefSeq lists its product as uncharacterized. The record is from RefSeq and is a predicted model, not a curated record. Gene Ontology annotation, molecular function: succinate-semialdehyde dehydrogenase (NAD+) activity. The transcript has 5 exons. NCBI's taxonomy places the organism in Eukaryota, Fungi, Basidiomycota, Pucciniomycetes, Pucciniales, Pucciniaceae. The coding region runs from base 1 to 1116 and encodes 371 amino acids.